Messenger RNA from Pseudo-nitzschia multistriata, 2499 nucleotides. Lineage: Eukaryota; Bacillariophyta; Bacillariophyceae; Bacillariales; Bacillariaceae. The record is from the annotation of a GenBank genome assembly.
UCCCAACGCAAAGAAGAAUACAACAAAGUUCGAAUCGGAAAUCGCAGUCAACACCAAAACAGACGAAAUAGCGCUGCAUACCUGCCCGGCAAAGAAAAUUUGAGCUUUCGGCUGGCGACAGACACUGCUGACACACCUGUUAUGGUUGGUUGUAUUCCCUGUUGAAAACUGGCACAGCGAUUUUUCCUAAUAGAGUAUCGAUAAUGACCACUUUGCUCUCCACUUCGUCGUUAUUCACUGCCAAAGGACUGUUCCUUCUGCAACUAGUGAUUCUUUGCUUGACAAAACUCCAAAAAGGCGUGAUACAAAACCACAUCUUCGUGAAUUGUGCCAGCAACAAUGUGGUAUUCUCUGGAAGAAAUCGAGGCGUCACUAAUAAUGGGGGGUUCAAUUACGAAAUCGAAAAGCGUGUUCACGAACGUGUUUCAGAGUUGAUGAACAAACCGGUAACGAUGCUUGGACUUGUCGAACGAUUUGCACAGACUGAUAUCUUCGAACCACCAGUUCUCAGGCCCCACCAAAAAGACGACUUCUUUCGAAUAUUGUGGACCAUAUGGAAGGAAUUUGGUAUCGAUCUUUAUUACGGACAGGAAGAUGGAUUGUUUCUGGGCGUCAUAAAGGGGGCUGGAACCUACCAAGAAGGGAGGGGAUCAAAUGGAUAUCUUCUGGACGAGGAAGUUGCCUCGGACGAAGAAAAAUACAUGAAGCGUCUUUACUUCAACAAGUGUCUCGAUCGCGAAACUGGAAUUUCGGAAAAUUGCACACUCAAGGAAGACGAAGACUACGUUUCGUGUGUAAAUAGUUGCAAACUAGCUCCGUGCCCAUCAUCGGUAGAGGGAGAAUAUAAUAACACCAGCAACUCAUCAUCGACAAUAUAUUGUCCCACCUAUGAAAUCCUGCAGGCUCCUACUUCGGGCAUGGGAUACAUUCCGCGAUAUUAUUACUGCCUCAGCAAUUCGGGUAGAUUCAUCGAAAACGAUCCACCCAAUUCCGUUGAGUCUCCAUCCCACAUACGAAAUGGGCUUUGCACCCAUACGGAUGGCGUAACACUGGUCAACGGCAGGACUUCCGAGAAACAAACGUAUGCGAUGGCCGAUCGGCGGAACUACGUUUUUCUUCGAGAGUACGACGAUGGAAUGGCGGAAAACUACACGAGCAAUAAUGGGGACGAGGCAGCGGCACUGUUGUACUCGGACGUGGCAAUCGCGGACGGCCAAAAGACGGACCAGGUCUUUGUGGGUGGAUACCACAGCCGGCGUUACGAACCACGCUUGCGUCCGUGGUACAUUGGAACCAGAGAGCUCCAGAACGCGUUUUGGACCAAGCCAUAUCCAUUUGCCACUGCCAACGAUAUUGGAAUAACGUAUGGAAAGCCCUUGUACUAUACCGAUCCGACGUCUGGUGCUAAGGUCUUUCGAGGCGUCAUUGCUGUCGAUUAUGACCUCGAAGAAAUAUCGAGGUUUUUGAUUGAUGUCUUUUUGGCAGUUGAAGACCAAAGCGAAGAAGAGACCUCGGACAUGAACCGGUACUCAAGCUCGAGUGGCGCCACAGUUCUAAUCGUAGAAGACGAUGGCCCCCAUUACAUAAUUGGUUCCUCUACUGGAUCAAAGGCUGCCAAAAAGGUCCGUGUCGAGGACGAAAGCAUAGACUGUGACGACGACGAAAUCUGGUCGGGAGAUAUCGAGUGCAAGACCGUCCGAUCGACACCCGAAGACUUUUCCCACAACAACACGCGUAGCAACAACAAUCAGAAUGGCGUGACACAGGAUGCGAUACUGGCACUGGCAUUUAAAGCCCAGAAAGAAGCAGGGUUUCCGAAAGAGUUGGUUGUUUCCUCGCCGAGAGAGGAAGGAUACAGCUACACGAAUGCCGAUGGAAACUCUAACUUUUAUGUUUCCCAAUCUUUAAUUUAUGAGCAAUUGGAGGGCCAAAAUCUCCGAUGGAGAAUCAUUGUCGUUAUGCCCGUGGCAGUGGCCACAAAUGGCGAGCUAUUGUGGGGAGAUCCAAUGACCGCAGUCGUGUUGACGGUUGCAUUGCUUGGAUUCGGGAUAUGCAUUGUCUUGUUCUAUAUUUACUUUUCCAAACGCAAGGCCCUGCAUGUCGUCAUGAGCGAUUGGAGAUUCACUUCAGCAUUCAUAUUAGGAUGUGCUAUGUUGAACUUAUCUACACUGGCAACGUUGGGACCUGCGUCAGACGGACAGUGCAUGUUGAUAAUGUGGUCCUACCAUCUGGUCUUUGUACUGGCGUUCGCACCUCUACUGAUAAAAGUGUGGAGGAUACACAAGCUAGUUGGAUCGGCCGACCGGGCCCUCCGGUUAUCUAUCACGAAUCGAAAAGCAAUGCUUUAUACGCUGUAAGUGAAUCUAUCGCAAUGCAGCUGAUAUUUCGUGAUUGAGAUCCUUAUUCUAGGUCUUUAUGCUGCGAAUACUUUGCACUCACCUCUUUGAUCACGUUUUUGCCAGGCCGAUAAUCAUGGUACAAGUGCUUCUAUUGACACUU